GUUUCUUAUCUGCUGAUAUGAAUCCCCACUUUUCUCAUGAUAAUGUCUGAACAGCUGAGCAUUUGAACUUGCUGUCGUUAACAUCUUCUGCCUACCGUAUUUCAACCGACCUUGAAAUAUGGACGCUUUACGUGAUGUGCGUGAUGUACGUGUUGAUGCAGAAAUCCCAGUGCUGGAGGCGCGUCGUCGUCCCCGUCCAAAGCUCGCGAUAGCGCCACUGUUGGUCUUGAUACUCCUAGUCAAUCUAUCGGCAAGCCUCUAUCAGCUACCGCUAAACCGAAUUAUCGAGAGACGUCUCUGUCGGGAUUACUAUAACCUCCACGACCCAUCCGUUAUCGAUAAUGAUGGGAAUAUUGAUGAGAAGCUCUGUAAGAUUGAUGACGUCCAGAAGAGCUUGGCUUGGGUAGUAGGCAUUAUGGAAACGUUAUGGAUUGUUGGUGAUUUCGUUAUGACUAUCCCUUUAGGAUUUGUGGCCGAGAAGUAUGGCCGGAGAACAGUCCUAUGGCUCAACAUCGUUCCAAGGUUAUUUUUGCUUGCUUGGGUUGUUAUGGUCGGCUUCUUCGAAAAGAGUCUCCCUCUGAAAGCGAUCAUCGUUGGUCCGUGCCUCUCGAUUCUUGGCGGGAACUGCGUCUUAAAUUCUAUCGUUUAUGCUCUCGCAGCCAGUUUGACGGAUGACAACGUCGUUCGAGCAACUUAUUUCAGCUGGACAAAUGCGAUAUCAUAUGUGGUAACGUUCGUUGGUCCCGGUCUUGCUGGUGCAACUAUGACUUUGAACCUCUUUCUCCCAUUAUUGAUCGGUAUUUGCCUUUUGCUGUUAGCCAUACCUACGAUAUCAUUACUCGCAGAUCCUACGCAUAACCGACCAGCAUCAGAGGAUGAGCAGCGCCGGCCUCUCAUAUCCUCUCCCACUUUGAAAGCACAAAGUUCUAGUGGCAAUAUACUAAAGCCCGUCAUUAAACGCUUUCAUACUCUCUACUCUAUCGUCAGAAGCCAUCCUAGGAACCUAAGUCUUUUGCUUAUAAGCUUCUUUCUGACUUCUCUCGCGAGCUCUGAUACUACCCUCUUAGCUCAGUUUAUAUCGAAAAGAUAUCACUGGGAAUUUGCUUCGGCGGGGUAUCUUUUAUCUGCGAAAGCUGUUGUAAACUUCACACUCCUCACUUUUGUGAUCCCUGGAAUUCUCAGGGCUAGAGGUACACAAGGACCGAAUCAACCCCCAACGCUGUCCGACUGGGACAAUGUCGAGUACUCUCGGAUCUGCUUAAUCUUGUCCCAAAUAGGUGCGCUUGCUAUUGCGCUCUCAGUCACGCCUUCGUUCUUGUUUCCUUCUUUGCUGCUAUACUCUCUCGGAUCCGCUCUUCCCGUGUUCACUUUGGGUUUAUUGAAGUCUCCAUCGGUAGUACCCACGGAUGAGGAUCGGUCAACGAAUUCGACAGAACCGGAAACUCACAUUUUUUCUAUUGUCAUGAUGGUUAAAAUCCUUGGUUCUCUGGUAGGGGCCCCGUUAAUGGCGUCAAUUUGGGUUAAAGGCAUCUCGACAGGUGUUUAUGGGAUACCUUAUUAUACGAGCGCAUUUUUGUAUGCAUGCGCGAGUGUUGUUUUUCACGGAGUUAAAGUGCAACGAGGUCGGUGAUACAGCGGAUGAACGGCACGGCAGUACUAAUCCGAAUGAUAUCUAAAUUCCUUGGUUUAUCGAUUUCUUGGUGGUGACCAAGACUUAAUAGUUUCAUGAUCCAUCCAUGGUAACGUGAGAUGCAAACUGAGAUUGAUUCGCCUACCCACUUCCCGUUUGUUGUGGAACGACUGUGACGCCAUUGACAUGAGGGGCUACCAAUGAACGAUGCGACAGCGUUGGACUUGAAAAGAAAAGGGAUAGUCUGAAUCUUCUCGAUUUUAG
Messenger RNA from Annulohypoxylon truncatum, 1894 nucleotides. Its product is annotated as major facilitator superfamily transporter. Gene Ontology annotation, biological process: transmembrane transport. Gene Ontology annotation, molecular function: transmembrane transporter activity. The transcript has 3 exons. The coding region runs from base 119 to 1630 and encodes 503 amino acids. Gene Ontology annotation, cellular component: membrane. The record is from RefSeq and is a predicted model, not a curated record. NCBI's taxonomy places the organism in Eukaryota, Fungi, Ascomycota, Sordariomycetes, Xylariales, Hypoxylaceae.